Molecule: messenger RNA, 1893 nt
Organism: Kluyveromyces marxianus DMKU3-1042
Lineage: Eukaryota; Fungi; Ascomycota; Saccharomycetes; Saccharomycetales; Saccharomycetaceae
Exons: 1
Coding region: 1-1893 (630 amino acids)
Source: RefSeq, a predicted model, not a curated record
AUGAGAUCUGAAUUUUUCUCUACCUUGAAAAGUCAGCCUAAUGACAUACUCACUAAGCUGCUAGUAGCGGGGAUACUCAUCAAUGCAUGCUACUUUUAUUACUUAACAUUUCCAUUGAAAAAGACUGAGUUGAAGCCAUUGCUAGUUUCUAAUUCUUAUGGAGGCAGUGGAGUGCCCGAAUUGGAAGAGUCAUUGACUCCGGAGAAUUUUAGAGAAUAUGUACGACCUCUUGACAAAUAUAACAGCAGUGCCAUCUUCAAUACCAUCAAUGACGCGAUGAAACAAAAAAAUUGCGAUAUUCAUUCUGUAGGUGUAUCUUUUAUUCCAGCUGUAAUUCCACAAGGUACUCUGUUGUAUCAUGCGGGGAAGGGAGAAGUUCCGUCAAGUUUUGAAUGGGUGGCAUUUGAUCAUGAGUUUAGUUUAAUAUUUGGAUCUAGAGCUCAGCCAAGAGGAAGGGAAAGCUUAAAUAACAGUUACCAUCGAGUAAAAAAGGAUGAAGUACCAGUAAAGAAGACUAGAAAUAGAAGAAACAGAAGAACCUGGUCGUUGGCUUCGUUGAUGACAUUUCAGACAACCAGAGACUUGAAUAAAGUUAUCUAUAUAGACGGUGGGAGUGCUGCGAAGACAACUACAGGUGAAUUGGACACUCAAGAGCUGUGGUCGAAUGUAGUAGGAGGACCCGCAAAUAAGAACGAUACUUUUUAUAGAAUUCCAGAAAGAAUAUACGCCAGACAAAUAUGUGAAUGGGGGAAACCACUUGGUUUAGACGGGUUCAUUCGUGUUGAACUUGGUUUUGAGAUGGUAGUUUGUGACUUUACCAACGGUUUGAAACUAGUUAGCAAUACUACAAUUAUUGGGAAUGAUCAAACAGCUGGAUUACCGCCUGCUGUUCCUCUAACCAAAGAGAACGGAUGGCCUAUUAAUGAAAAUGGUGAGCUCAUUGAAGAUGAAUUGACAGAAGAGCAGCAGAAAAUAUUGGAUCAAGAAGACGUAUACCACAAAUAUUUGACUAAUGCAAAUGUGGGAGGUAGGUACGACCAUGUGAGAGCAGGAAAUUUCCAUGACUCAGGUGAAAGGAGGGUCAAAUUAGACUUCAGAUAUAUGGUGACAGGGAUAAAUAGAACAUGGCUGGACCCAAACACAAAUGCAAGAAGACUUGUAUCGGACUCAGUACCAGAAUCAGUUCAUACUGAUCUUGUCAAUGAGCUAAAACAGUCAUUAUCAAUGGAAUCAGGGUUCAACGCGGCUCUGUCUAAUGACUGGCAAAAUAUUGUUAGGGAAAUUAUAGGUAAAUUCUCACCAAUGCUACAAAACAUACGCGAUUCGAUCAAUAAAAACUACGGUUCUCCAGAAGAAAGAGCUACCAAUGCAUCUUUUUAUUAUAUUAACUUCAUUAAGAGAUUCCAAGAUGUUAAUACAACUUUGGAGCAAAAUAAAGAACUAGCAGUAUACCAAUACUCAGCUCCAGUAUUGCCGUUAAAAACGGAUUCAGACUUCCUAAUUUUCUCCGCUGUUGUCAAUGUGGUGAGAGAAGUAGUAGAUGCGAUAUUUGAUAUACAUGCUGAAUUAAACCCUCUGGUCUUAUCGUACUUGAAGGAGGAAACGCACAAGAAUGCUCAACAAGCUAUACGGAGUGUCGAUUCAUCAAUUAGAGAAUUAAUACAAUAUCUUCAAUGGGUAGAGCUGAACUACAGAUGCGAAGAGAACUGUGGAACAGGUGGCGUGUGCUACACUCCAUCAUGGGGACCCAGCGCAUUCGGUUGGGUAACUCCAAACGAUAAAGAUAGUCCAAACUUUGGCUUGAAAUGGCAAGACAGUAUCAAUCGUUACGAAAUUGAUAAAAACCAGAAAUGUGUAAACCUUGAUACUAUGUUAUCUGCAAAAUGGAACUAA